UCUUAUACCGUUCGUCCUCGUGGGCAUUCCAAGCGGGAAUUCUCGAAAGCCAGUUGUGCCGUAGAAACACGCGUCGGGGCCUGGCGCUCGCCGGUACUUUCGAGUGCUCGUAAAUUCGCUGUUUUCUCGCUUUGUGUUGUUUUCGAGUGUGCCGAAUUUUCUUGACAAGAGACCAUCGAAUACCAAAGUGACGUGACUAAGUACUUGACCUCGACGUCCACAAUUCUUCUGUCAAAUUCAAAUUGAAUAUUACUUGGCAGGAUGGAUGCUGAGACUGGGGCCAUUUUGGCCCUACAAAUAUUAGCUCUCUGUUCGAUAGCCGCUGCCCUGUUGGCCUACCUAAUGCGGCAAUCGAGGAACGCCACUGACGAGUACGAGACUCGUAACAAACUCCAUGUACUCGUGACCAGCUGCGAUACAUCCGUAGGCCUGCAGAUCGCCCUUGCACUUUACGAAGCUGGUUACAAGGUAUUUGCUGGUCUAUUGGAUCCUUCUGGAAAUUCACCAUCAAUGAAAAUCGUAAGGGCGAUAGAACAACAGAAAGAAAGGGAGGAGGAUCCGACGAACACAGUUCAAGGGAACACACAAGAUCCGGAAAUACGUGCUCGCGGUCGAAUCGUACCAUUGGAGUUGGACUCAACGAGGGAGGACAGUUUACGUGCUUGUUUGGAUGCAGUUAGGGCGAAACUUCCGGCUGGCGAAGAUGGUCUCUGGGCAAUCGUGUACACUGGCGGUUUGGCCCUAUCAGGUGCCAUAGAGAGACAACCGAGUUCCGCGUGGGAAUCGAUGUUACGACAUAACUUAGUGGCGCCACUUAGGACUGCGAGAAUGUUCAUUCCUCUUUUGCGCGUAAAAAGAGGACGUAUCAUUCUCUUGGGCGAUUCCACGACAAGCUACGGUACCAAAAUUGGAACAGGACUGGUAGCAUACAGCGCGUCCAGGAAAGCCGUAGAAGGAGCUGCAGAAGCAUUAAAAAGCGAACUGCAAUCCUCCGGGGUUGACGUCGUUCUCCUUAGACCGCCACCCGUGAAUCCUCUUAUUCUUUACAAUUCACCUGUUCUCAAGACCUCCGACGUAGAGUCUGGAAUAAUAUCUUCCGAGGGAACAUGGACCGCGCCUGUAUCUACACAUGCCAUUCAAAACUCAUUAAUCCCUGCACUAACGUCACCUUGUCCACGUAUUUCUUACGACAUGGUUGUCAAGACGAGGCUCUUCUGUAGAUAAACCAAUUUUCAAUUAGUGGAUAUUAACGUAUACGCAAACUUUAAUUAGUAUUACGUCAAAUUAAGUAUCAGUCACUAAUACCUUGUAAGACUAAUGUUUGUUAUCUUAACGUCGGUAAAUUUUACACUAGAUUCAUUUUAACCUUUUAAUUUUAAAUCAUCUUGUUGGAUGUAUCGAUGCGCGAGAGGCUUACGUUUUCAAGAAUAUGUACAGUUUUGUAAUUAAUACAAUGUUAACAAAAACCUGUAAUUAA
Messenger RNA from Bombus terrestris (buff-tailed bumblebee), 1477 nucleotides. Its product is annotated as D-beta-hydroxybutyrate dehydrogenase, mitochondrial. NCBI's taxonomy places the organism in Eukaryota, Metazoa, Arthropoda, Insecta, Hymenoptera, Apidae. Bases 262 to 1224 code for a protein of 320 amino acids. The record is from RefSeq and is a predicted model, not a curated record. The transcript has 6 exons.